UCUCUCUCUGUCUCUCUCCUUACACCAGUUUAUAAGUAAAGAACAAAAGAGUUCUCAAAAAGUUCAGGCUUCUUGUUUCGCUUUCCUUGUUUUAGCUGAAGAGUGAGUUAUUGAGAGAGAGAGAAAUGAUGAGAGGUGUUGAGAGAGUGAAGGAGGUUCUUAGACCCUUGGUUGAUUCCAGAGAUUGGGACUUUUGUGUUAUCUGGAAACUCGGUGAUGAUCCUUCUCGGUACACACACACACACUCUCACAUUGUCUUUCUUGUUCCUUGUUGUUCAUUUGGAUCUCAGCUAUUUAAUUGUUCCUUAUUCCGGUUAAUCCGUAGGUUUAUUGAGUGGGUGGGAUGCUGCUGUAGUGGUAGUAGUUACACUGAGAAGAACAUUAAGCAUGAAGAUGUGGAAGAAGAAGAAGAGAGACAAAAGAUGAGCUCUAUUUGCAGAGAUGAACACAACAAGCAUCAUAUAAGAAGCUUAGCUUGUGAAGCUCUUUCUCGUUUUCCUCUCUUCAUACCUCUCUAUCCCGGGAUUCAUGGAGAAGUAGUCAUGUCAAAAUCUCCCAAAUGGUUGGUUAAUUCAAGUCCAGGAUCAAAACAUGAUAUAUUCAGAACAAGGGUUCUUGUCCCUGUGCGUGAUGGUCUAGUUGAGCUUUUCUCCUUCACAAUGAAACCGGUUGAUGAAAGCAUGGUUGAUCUAAUCAUAUCACGUUGUAACGCCUUCUUUGAACCAUUCCCUGAACAAACACUCCCAUGUGGAGAACAAGCGCCGUGUUUGAUGAACAACAAGGAAGAGGAUGUGGUGAUGCAAGACAUGACAAAGGAAAACUUCAAAUCAAAGAAUCUUCAUUCAGAGAGAAAAAGAAGAGAGAGGAUUAAUCAGAGAAUCUAUGCUCUUAGAGCCAUAGUCCCUGUAAUUACAAAGAUGAAUAAAAAUGGAACUAUUAGUGAUGCGGUUGAUUACAUCAAUGAACUGCUAGUUGAGAAGCAGAAACUUGAAGAUGAGCUGAGUGGAAUCAACGAGGUGGAAUGCAGAGCGGAGGAAGAAGCUGUAAUAGCUAAUCCAGAAGCUGAGAAAGUUUCCUCUAAACUCAACAAGAAUGUGAACAACGAGGUGAAUCUUGAAGUCCACGAGACUGGUGAGGGAGAUUUCUUGAUUCGUGUAACGCAGGAGCAUAAACGAGAUGGAUUCAAGAGGUUGAUAGAAGCUGUAGAGUCUUGUGGACUUGAGAUCAUCAAUGUCAGUUUCACCAGACUCGAUCUCACAGUCAUGACCAUUCUCAAUGUCAAGGCGAAUAAAGACGGAAUUACACGUGAAGAUCUGAGAGAUUUGCUGUUCAGGAUGAUUAUAACUUCAGUUGCAGGGUCUGUAAAACACUGUACAUAACCAACCAAACAAAUGUUUUGUUUGCUUGAGCUACAAGUUACAGCUUAGGUCUGAUUCUCACAAGCUUUUUGGUGACAAGUUUAUAUGUUGACACUUGACACUAUAUCAAAAUGUGCAUCAACAUAACAAUCAGCUCCUUGUGAUGGAUUCUAAAUCCAUUUUGUUACAUAAGUUUA
Molecule: messenger RNA, 1555 nt
Organism: Brassica napus (rape)
Lineage: Eukaryota; Viridiplantae; Streptophyta; Magnoliopsida; Brassicales; Brassicaceae
Product: transcription factor bHLH90-like
Exons: 6
Coding region: 126-1379 (417 amino acids)
Biological process (GO): regulation of DNA-templated transcription
Cellular component (GO): nucleus
Molecular function (GO): protein dimerization activity; sequence-specific DNA binding; DNA-binding transcription factor activity
Source: RefSeq, a predicted model, not a curated record